AUGGAGGAGUUGGCCCGGGAAAGCAUUAGCCUGCUGGCAUCCGCCUCCAACAAGCCCCCGCUGGACUCGGGGCCCCGGCUCGGCUCUAUGGGGGCCGUGUUCAUCAUGCUCAAGUCUGCCCUGGGAGCGGGACUGCUCAAUUUCCCCUGGGCUUUCGAUAAGGCUGGAGGGAUCCGCAGCGCCGUCACUGUGGAGCUGAUCUCCCUUGUGUUCCUGGUGAGCGGGCUGAUCAUCCUGGGUUACUCUUCGUCGGUCAGUGGGCGCUGCACGUACCAGGCCGUGGUCAAAGAGGUGUGUGGGGCCGCCAUCGGACAGCUGUGUGAGCUCUGCUUUGUUUUUAACCUCUUCAUGAUCGGUGUGGCCUUCCUCGUCAUCGUCAACGACCAGCUCGAGAAAUUGUCUGGCUCCCUGUAUGAGGUAGUGACUGGGUUGCCCGGCUCAGAGAUGCCCUACCGCUGGUACACAGACAGACACUUGGCCCUGAUGCUGCUCUGUCUGUUCCUCAUCCUGCCCAUGUCCAUCCCCAAAGAGAUCAGAGUCCAGAAAUACAUCAGUGUUUUAGGCACUUUUGCUGCUACCUACCUGACCAUCGCCAUCAUUGUCAAAUACUACACCAUGCCUUCUGUUCUGAGUCGCUCCACAGCUAUGCUCAGUUCAGGAACCGGUUCGUGGGCGUCCAUGUUCAGUGCAAUCCCAACCAUCUGCUUUGGUUUCCAGUGUCAUGAGGCAUCCAUUGCGAUUUACAGCAGCAUGGAGAACCAGAAGCUUUCCCACUGGGUGCUCAUCUCUGUGCUGUCCAUGAUCUUCUGCCUCAUCAUCUACUCACUCACGGGGGUUUAUGGAUACCUGACCUUUGGAAAGGAUGUGAAAGCAGAUAUCCUCAUGUCGUACGCUGGACAUGAUGUCCUGAUGGUGGUGGCCCGGCUGCUGUUUGGAGUGUCCAUUAUAACUGUGUAUCCCAUCAUUGUGCUACUCAGCAGGUCAGUGAUGCAGGAGCCCCUAAUGAGGUGGCGUUACAGACAGACUGGAGCAGUGAGCGAGGCCUUUGAGAGGAGUAGCCGGUACCUCCUGAGCGUCCUGUGGAUCACAGUCACCCUCCUCAUCGCCAUGUACGUCCCCGACAUUAGCAAAGUCAUCAGUGUGAUCGGGGGCAUCAGCGCUUUCUUCAUCUUCAUCUUCCCAGGCCUGUGUCUAAUGUUUGCCAUGCAGUCUGAACCCGUAUCCUUUAAGACCAGAGUGGUCCUGACCACAUGGGGGGCUGUUACCCUGGUCUGUGGUGCUUUCAUCUUCGGCCAAAGCACCACCAUCGCCAUCAUGCAGCUCCUGCACAAUAUCUGA
Periophthalmus magnuspinnatus is the source of this 1338-nucleotide messenger RNA. It is a transcript of the gene slc38a8a, whose product is annotated as solute carrier family 38 member 8a. Gene Ontology annotation, molecular function: amino acid transmembrane transporter activity. The transcript is spliced from 10 exons. Gene Ontology annotation, biological process: amino acid transmembrane transport. Bases 1 to 1338 code for a protein of 445 amino acids. The record is from RefSeq and is a predicted model, not a curated record. Lineage: Eukaryota; Metazoa; Chordata; Actinopteri; Gobiiformes; Gobiidae.